Messenger RNA from Metarhizium album ARSEF 1941, 3198 nucleotides. Its product is annotated as NADPH-P450 reductase. Gene Ontology annotation, cellular component: cytosol. The record is from RefSeq and is a predicted model, not a curated record. Gene Ontology annotation, molecular function: aromatase activity; heme binding; iron ion binding. The transcript is spliced from 7 exons. Bases 1 to 3198 code for a protein of 1065 amino acids. Lineage: Eukaryota; Fungi; Ascomycota; Sordariomycetes; Hypocreales; Clavicipitaceae.
AUGGCCGAAGCAGUCCCUAUCCCCGAGCCUCCUGGCCUGCCUUUGAUUGGCAACCUCGGCGAAUUCACGACCACUCCAUUGCAAGAUAUUAAACGAUUAGCAGAAACAUAUGGUGAAAUCUUCAGACUUCACUUGGGCACUCGGCCCAUCGUCUUCUGCUCUACAAAUGCGCUUGUCAACGAGCUGUGUGAUGAGAAGCGGUUUCACAAGUCUUUGCAAUCAUCUUUAAGAAUUGUUCGAGAAGGCAUCCAUGACGGCCUAUUCACUGCCCACGAUGAUGAGCCCAAUUGGGGCAAGGCACACCGAGUUCUUAUUUCAGCUUUCGGCCCUCUUUCAAUUCGAGGAAUGUUCGACGAAAUGCACGACAUUGCCACUCAGCUCUGCAUGAAGUUUGCUCGCCACGGCUCUCAGUGCUCCAUCAACACCUCGGAUGAUUUCACUCGUCUGGCCCUCGACACCUUGGCUUUAUGUGCCAUGGACUUCCGUUUCAACUCAUACUACAGUCAAGAGAUGCACCCGUUUGUUAAAGCCAUGAGCGACUUUCUUACCGAGGCUGGCCGUCGCAACAAACGGCCCGCAUUUGCCCCAAACUUUCUCUAUCGAGCCGCAAACGAGAAGUUUUACGACGAUAUUGCAAUUAUGAGAAAAACAGCCGACGACGUUGUAGCCAACCGAAAGAAGAACCCUAGCGACAGAAAAGAUCUUCUGAAUGCCAUGUUGAAUGGCGUCGACCCUACCACGCGUGAGAAGCUGAGCGACGACAACAUCACUGACCAGCUCAUUACCUUCCUUAUCGCUGGUCAUGAGACGACCUCCGGCUUGCUUUCGUUUGCCUUCUACUACUUGUUGAAGAACCCAUCUACAUAUCAGAAGGUCCAGCAAGAAGUUGAUCAAGUGAUUGGCCGUGAGCAGAUCAAGGUCGAUCACCUCACCAAACUGCCAUAUGUUGCCUCGGUACUGAGAGAAACUUUGCGACUUAGCUCUGGUAUUCCUGGCUUUUCCGUCGAAGCAUACGAAGACACCCUGCUCGCGGGCAAGUUCCUAGUCCGUAAAGGCGAACCUGUCACUGCACUUUUGACCAAAGCGCAUGUCGACCCUGUCGUCUUUGGCGAAGAUGCCAUGGAAUUUAAGCCUGAACGUCUGUCUGACGAAAACUUUGACCGUCUGAGUAAGGAGUUCCCAAACUGCUGGAAACCUUUUGGCAACGGAAAGCGUGCUUGUAUUGGUCGACCGUUCGCUUGGCAAGAAGCCUUGCUAUCUAUGGCUAUGCUUUUCCAAAACUUCAAUUUUACCAUGGCCGAUCCGAGCUACCACCUCGAAAUUCAAGAAACCUUGACUAUUAAGCCAAAGGGUUUCUACAUGCGAGCCAGCCUGCGACAUGAUAUGACGCCGACGGAGCUUGAACAAGCGCUUGCCGGCAAGGCUGGUGAGACAACGCACCACGACGACGCCGGAAACGCAAAACUAAACGGGAUUCCUACUCAGGGCAAGCCGCUGGCUGUUUUCUACGGUUCAAAUAGUGGAACUUGCGAAGCCUUGGCUCAGCGCGUGGCUGCAGAUGCACCUCGUCAUGGCUUCAGGGCUACCACUGUCGCACCUCUGGAUGAUGCGAACCAAAAGGUCCCCAAGGACCGCCCAGUUAUCAUUAUAACGGCUUCUUAUGAGGGUCAGCCGCCGUCCAAUGCCGCUCUCUUUGUUGCUUGGAUUGAAAGCCUCAAGGGUAAGGAGAUGAACAAUGUGUCGUACACGGUAUUUGGGUGUGGACAUCACGACUGGGCUCAGACAUUCCAUCGAAUACCCAAGCUUGUUGACAGUACGCUGGAGGUGCUCGGCGGGAACCGGAUUCUUCCUCUAGCUACAACCGAUGCUGCUGAACGAGACAUGUUCGGUGAUUUCGAGGCUUGGGAGGAUGACUCCCUCUGGCCCGCACUCCAAGAGAAAUACGAAGUCGAGGAUAGUGCCGAUGCUACAGGUGAUACUCUUUCAGUAGAGAUAUCGGUGCCGCGAAAGACGACUCUGAGACAAGAUGUCGAGGAGGCCAUUGUCAUUUCGACAAAGACGCUAACCAACUCUGGCUCCGUCAAGAAGCAUAUUGAAAUACAGCUGCCCACUGGUAUGACGUACCGCGCGGGUGAUUACCUGGCCGUCCUUCCUUUCAACCCCAAGAGCACCGUCUCGCGUGUCUUUAAGAGAUUUCAGCUGUCGUGGGAUGCUAUGCUUAAGAUUCACUCGGAUCGGCCUACUAGUCUUCCAACCGAGGCCGCUGUAUCAGCUGCAGAUGUUCUUGGAGCCUACGUCGAACUUAGCCAGCCAGCAACCAAGAGAAACCUCCAAACGCUUGUACAGGCUACUCAAGAUAAGAAAACCAUGGAGAAACUUCAGAAAGUCGCCGGUGAUGAUUACCAAGUUGAGAUUACCAACAAGCGAACAUCAAUUCUUGACCUCCUGGAGAAAUUUUCUGCCAUCAGUCUUCCAUUCGCGUCAUUUUUGGCCAUGUUACCACCUAUGCGUGUCCGCCAGUACUCCAUCUCAUCUUCCCCCUUGGCUGACGCCACCAAGCUGACCCUGACAUACGGCGUACUUGCGCAGCCUGCGCUGUCCGGCCAGGGCUCAUAUUAUGGGGUUGCCAGCAAUUUCCUCUCCUCGCUCACAGCGGGAGAACGACUUCACGUUGCUGUCAGACCCUCUCAAUCUUUCCAUCUGCCCAGCGACGCGGAAAAUACACCCCUCAUCUGCAUUGCCGCCGGGUCUGGACUUGCACCGUUUCGUGGCUUCGUACAGGAGCGUGCCGCAAUGAUUGCAGCCGGCAGAAAGGUUGCACCAGCGCUGCUCUUCUUCGGCUGCCGCUCUCCAGACCAAGAUGACCUGUACGCCGAGGAGUUUGCCAACUGGGAAAGGCUGGGUGCCGUUGAUGUCCGCCGUGCCUACUCCCGAUCACCCAGCGAUUCUAAAGACUGCAAAUACGUGCAGCACCGCUUGUCUCAUGAUUGCGAAGACAUUGACAAGUUGUGGCAAGCUGGCGCCAAAAUUUACGUUUGCGGUAGUAAAGACGUCGGCAAGGCCGUGGAAGAAGUGUUUCUUGGCAUGGUCCAAGAGGCCGGCAAGAAGGACGGGGCCAACGACAUGACUCCAGAGAAGGCGAAGGAGUGGUUCGACAAGCAGAGGAAUGAGAGAUACGUGACGGAUGUUUUUGAUUAG